Molecule: messenger RNA, 1659 nt
Organism: Arthroderma uncinatum
Lineage: Eukaryota; Fungi; Ascomycota; Eurotiomycetes; Onygenales; Arthrodermataceae
Exons: 1
Coding region: 1-1659 (552 amino acids)
Cellular component (GO): nucleus; cytoplasm
Molecular function (GO): protein binding
Source: RefSeq, a predicted model, not a curated record
AUGGCAUUUAUUGACUCCGACUCCGACUCGGACCGGGACUCCAGAACCUUUGAGCCGUUGAGUGAUUCUGAAUGGGAGGAAAUGGAUGAUAUCGUCGUCAAAUGGAGCCAGCCACUCGUCAAUUUCGUCCGAUCCCCCAGGAAGGUAGCGCGGGCCUUGUAUGACACUCGGGGGAUAUUCUGGCUGCGUGUUACGGGAGAGGCUGUCAUGGCCGCCGCUGAAAUUGGUCAAAGGUGUACCCUCGACUUCUUAUUUAGCGAUGGUCACACAGCCAACAUGCGGGCAGCAGGGGCGCCUCCUCCUGAUGCGGAUGUUGCCCCUGACUGGGCUACGCGUGAUGCCGACAUUGCCUUCGUCACUUUUUACGAUGAAAAUGAAAGCCUACACCUAAACUAUUAUCCACUGCAGGCUGCAGCCCAUAGCAGGGAGAUGAGAGAUCGUCGAGAUAAGCAGGUCAAGGUGAUGCGCUACCUACUUAAGGAGGGCGCGGAUCCCUUUGCGCUUUUCCGGGCUCCUCUCGGACGACGCAAAUUCUUCCGCUACCCUUGCGAGACGUUUGACGAGCAAUUAGACCCGGUUCAUGAUGAAGAUGGCAGUGUAUUACCCCGUACUCACUUUUCUAAGUUCGGCACCCGCAGUGUUCUCCAUUCCAUUCUCGAGACUGGCGGGCAGGCUUUACCAUUUUUUGAGGAGAAGGUUAAGCUUGACAUUGAGCAUCGUGACCCCCAGGGCCGCACCCUUUUGCAUUCCGCCUGCCUGUCUGAACUAGGUGCUGAUGCCCUUCUCGAUGAUACCUGGUACGUCUGGUACACCCAUACGGUAUUUUUUUCCUACGAUGUCCAGCCUUCAUUGUUCCAUGCUCUCCGGCUUCGCAAUGCCGACAUGCUGGCGGUCGACAGCAGAGGACGGCACAUUCUUCACCAUCUCUGUGAUGGUGGAGUCCGUGACGAGGGAUGUAGUGACGCCAUAAAUUACACUCUAACACAUCUACCCCAGCUGGCUAACCAGCCAGACCACCACAGCAUCUUUCCACUCCAUACUGCCUUACAGAGCAUGCGCUGUAAUCUGUUUAGUAGUGCAAAGUACUAUGUGAACCGCAUCGAGCAGCUUUUCGCCGCAGGAGCUGACCCCCAUGCCCGCGACGGAAGGGGGAACACUGGAUUGCACUACCUUGCGGCUACCCCUUUCGAUUACGGAUACGAUUACAAGGCCGGCGGACUGUUAUUUCAUAAGUUCCUUGAGCUUGGGGUAGAUAUAAACGCGCGCAACAACGCCGGACGAAGCGCAAUCGAGGUUUUUCUCGACGAUGAAGAUUCUGGGCGGAGCCGAGUCGAUAAACUCCCUCCUACUAGAAGUUUCCACGGAACCUCUAAGAUACGCCUAUAUACGUUCCUGGAUUUACAGGAUUUAUUUGCCGAAACAAACGUCGAUUGGACGCAGAGGAGCGCGAACGGUCAGACUUUACUCCACUUAGUUGCCUUGCAGGCAUCCACGCUGGCUGUAGAGCACGCUGAAUAUCUGCUGAAGAAGGGUGUAGAUGCUUCCGUAAAGGACGAGGACGGGAAGACGGCAGCAGAUGUGGCGGAGCAGUAUGGAAGAGAUCAAAUGCUGAACCUGUUACGUCCACCCCCACCUACGCCGCGCAUCGAGGAGGAAUAG